This is a messenger RNA of Anopheles merus, 2179 nucleotides long. RefSeq lists its product as uncharacterized. Lineage: Eukaryota; Metazoa; Arthropoda; Insecta; Diptera; Culicidae. The transcript has 6 exons. Bases 156 to 953 code for a protein of 265 amino acids. The record is from RefSeq and is a predicted model, not a curated record.
UCGGAUGAGAUGCCUUACCACAUGAUAGUGAGGUCGGAUUUUGGAUCGGCUGCCGAUCUUGCUCAUGUGAGUUGAACUGCGUGCUGCAUGGUGAGGUGUGGGGUUGUGUGGUGUAUGUGGAUACCCGAUGGAGACGGAAGAUUUAGUCGUCGAAAAUGUUCCCGAAAAAGUUAAAGCGAAGUGGAGAGCUUUAUAAAAAAGCCGCGAAACUGGAAGAGCAGUUUGAAAAAAAAUGGGCAUUGCAAAAUGAUCCUGCCGGACCCAGCAGCCAGCCAGCAGCUCAGCAAUCUGCCGAGGAUGUUGCUAUGAAUGAACCCUGUGAAGGUCCUGUGGCAUCAAUGGAAGAGGAGUAUUUGGACGAAAACAAUAAUUAUGACGAACGUGCUAGCGAUGAAGGAUCCAUCCACAACAAAGAUACUGAUGGCGAAGAGUAUUUAGAGGAAGAGUAUUUGGAGGGAGAGUUUUUGGAGGCAGAGUUUUUAGAGGAGGAUGUUCGGACAUUGCUGAAAGCUCCGGUGAACGUCAGCGAGCAGAUUACUAAGGUUCCAGGUGGAGAUGAAAUGUGGUACCAAGGCGUUGAUUGUUGUUUUCAACAUUAUUUUCGCGAUGUGGACGUACUAGAGGAUGUGUUUGAGCUGAAUCUUUCAGUGGACGGAAUACCAACAUAUAACCGCAGCGCAAUACAGAUGUGGCCUAUACUAAUGCAGUUGCACAAUAUGCCGAAUGUUCCUGUUAUGGUGGUUGGAAUAUUUUGCGGCACUUCUAAACCAAACGAUGUUGAGCCUUUCCUGAGACCUUUGGUGGAGGAACUAAAUAGGCUACAUGAUCACAAAAUGAACCUAAACGGCAAAAAAAUAACUGUUUCGGUUAGAGUCAUAAUCGCUGACUCGCCUGCACGCGCAUUUAUUAAACAAGUUUGCUACUACAACGGAGUACAUGGGUGUUUAAAAUGAAAAUGCUGUGGUACUUCCCUAAAAACACCAAAAAAAGUUAUUUUCAAGGAUACAACAGCUCCACCAAGAACAGAUAAGGAAUUUAGAGAAGAAAAACCCAGUUCUACAGGGCAUCGAAGAGGUAAAACCCCUCUUACAGAUUUAAAAAAGUUCGACAUGAUAAAAGGUAUAGCUACUAGCGAUUUAUUACAUUUAAUACAAUUGGGUAUUGUUUUCAAGCUUCUGCUAGGCUGGGUCGAAGGAGCUCUUGCCCCCUUUAAAAAAUGGUGCAAGGAAGACAUAGAUGAAAUAUCAGAAGAGCUUAUAAGUAUACUGCUGCCCACAGAAAUUCAUAGGAAGUUUAGGUCUCUUAAUUAUCUUCACUUUUGGAAAGGUACUGAAUUCGGUAGUUUUUUACAUUACGCAGGUAUAGUUGUUUUGCAAGAUAGAAUAGGUAGACUAGCAUACGAACAUUUUAAAUUAUUAUAUUGUGCUAUAACUAUAUUAUCGUCAUGGGCAUUUAAGGACCAGUGGGAGUAUGUCGGUACAUUGUUGAGGAAAUUUGUUGAGGAUUAUAGUGUUGUGUACGAUCGCAUACAUCAAGUGAGCAAUGUUCAUCUCUUGCUUCAUGUAUACGAAGAGGUUAACAAUUUAAGCCCUCUGAUUACUUUGUCGACACAUUCCUGUGAAAAUAUGUUACAAAUAAUCAAACAUAGUUACGUAGAAUCUGGCUACCGAAGUUUGCAUCAAGCGAUAGGAAAAAUUAUAUUGUUGCGAGACAUAGACACUGCAGCACAAAGAAACCAGGAAAGUAUGACGUAUCCUACACUUAAAGUAAAAAAGGAUGAGACAAUUUAGCAAGUUAGGCAAGGAUUUUUGUUAAGGAAAAAUUUUAAGGAUUCUUGGUUUUUAACAAAAAGAAAUAUCAUAGUUAAGUACGAAAAAGCAAUCAAGGAAUCAGGAUCAGUCGUUGUACAUGGGUAUCCUUUGGUAAGACGUUUUCAAGCCUUUACUACUCCUAUUGCCUCCGAUAAAAUCUAUAACUAUAUUGGAUACGAAAACGACAUUUCAACAACGCUUCGAACUAUUCCAAUAACUGAUAUUAAAUGUAAAAUGGUAGCAAUUAAGAAAAUGCGAACAGGGGCUAAAGUACAUUUUACGCCAUUAAUACAUACCUUAACAUAAAAAGCCUUGGUUAGGUUAAUACGGUUAAGUAGGUUAAAUAGGUUAGGUAGGUUAGGUAGGUU